ACACAGACACACACACACACGACACACGCUCGAGCCUCGCUAGUGCGUUCCCGCCCUCCCGCGAAGCUCGAGCCGCGCAGUCCCAAGAGCAGACGAUUUCAGCACGGGACAGAUCCUGCACCGUCUCAUGGCAACAUGUCGACUGAGUUCCAUAACCUACAGGAGUUGAGACACAGUGUGUCUGUAGCCACCAAGGUAUUCAUCCAGAGAGACUACAGCCAAGGGACUACCUGUCGCUUCCAGACUAAGUUCCCCUCUGAGCUGGACAGCAGGAUUGAGCGCACCCUGUUGGAAGACACAGUGAAGACGUUGAACAACUACUAUGCAGAGACAGAGAAGAUGGGAGGCCAGUCCUACCUGGAGGGAUGUCUGGCCUGCGCUACAGCCUACCUCAUCUUCCUCUGUAUGGAGACACGUUAUGAGAAGAUGUUGAAGAAGAUCUCAGGGUACAUCCAGGAGCAGAAUGAGAAGAUCUACGCUCCCAGAGGUCUAUUACUGACCGACCCUAUAGAGAGAGGCAUGAGAGUUAUCGAGGUGAGUGUGUUUGAGGACCGCGGUUCGAGCGGCUCUAGCCACAGCAGCAGUGUGUCGUCUGGUGGCAGCAGCCAGCGGUGACUGGAGGAUCAGCACCAGGGAUAUGGGUACCACCACAGAAGCAGUGGAUCUUUCACCAACAUCCGCAUGCUGAAACAAGAGAGCACCCGCUUCUGACUAUAGAUGUAUAUCAAUGUAAUCUAUAUACUAUACCUAGUUCUGAGUAUAGAUGCAUAUCUAAUCAAUAUACUGUCUCUAGUUCUGAGUAUAGAUGCAUAUCUAAUCAAUAUAUUAUCUAUAGUUCUGAGUAUAGAUGCAUAUCUAAUCAAUAUACUGUCUCUAGUUCUGAGUAUAGAUGUAACGAUACUCUAAAUCCUCCUCCUCCUCAGACGAGGAGAGCAGAGAGGGAUCUGAAGACCAAUGUGCAGCGAGGUAUGAUGACAUGAUUUAUUUAAGACACGACAAAACAACAAACACGAUGUAGCCAGAAAACGAACUAUACUUGAAUCAACUACAAAACAAAUAAACGAUGAAAACAGACCUG
Salvelinus fontinalis (brook trout) is the source of this 1078-nucleotide messenger RNA. RefSeq names its product golgin subfamily A member 7B-like. Lineage: Eukaryota; Metazoa; Chordata; Actinopteri; Salmoniformes; Salmonidae. Gene Ontology annotation, cellular component: palmitoyltransferase complex. The transcript is spliced from 5 exons. The record is from RefSeq and is a predicted model, not a curated record. Bases 136 to 615 code for a protein of 159 amino acids. Gene Ontology annotation, biological process: peptidyl-L-cysteine S-palmitoylation; protein targeting to membrane.